AUGGCUUGCAGUCUGAAAUUAUCCGGGCUCGCCUUCUUGGCUCUGCUGGGCUCGACUGUCGUCGCAGGGAAGGACAAUUGCUCGGCUUGCAGCUUGAAUCAGUUCAAUGCGACGGUUGGAGGACGCGUGCAGCCGCUCAAUCCCUUCUCCUUGCCCUGCUUCUCCAACUACAAUGGCACCCCGGUGGCUCGCGACGCUGCUGCCUGCGCUGCCAUUCAGGCCAACUACGGCGAUCCGUGGCUGCGAACCAACUCUCCCAAUGGCUACAUGAACAACCAGGAUGAGAUGUGGUCGUCUGAUCCCAGCGAUCAGUGCCUGCUCGACAGUAGCUAUCCCACUGAUCCCUUGGCGUUCGUGAAUGCCACUUGUCGACAGGGCAACAUGCCCUCGUACUACCUCGAGGUGCACAGCGCCAAUGACGUGAUCGAGGCGUUCCGGUACUCGAACUGCUCCGGCCAGCGGCUGGUCAUCAAGAACAGCGGCCAUGACUAUCUCACUCGCAGCAGUGGCCGUGGCACGCUGUCCCUGUGGACUCGCAACCUGAGGUCCAUCCGCUACGACCCUGCUUUUGUUCCCGUUGGCAGCAACAGUGCCGGUCUCAAGUACAACGCCAUCACCGUCGGCGCCGGAGUCAACUUCGACGAGGCGUACGCCUUUGCGCAGCAGCACAACGUCACCAUCCUGGGCGGCUACUCGCCCACCGUCGGUGUCUCGGGCGGUUGGGUCCUGAACGGCGGCCACUCGGUCCUCAGUCCCGUGUACGGACUCGGGGUCGACCGCGUCCUGGAGUUCAAGGUCGUCACGCCAGACGGCGUCUACCGCACCGCCAACGAGUACCAGAACGCCGAUCUCUUCUGGGCCCUCCGCGGCGGCGGCGGCGGAACCUUUGGCGUCGUGCUCGAAAGCACCCACCGCGUCGAGCCUGCCAUCCGCUUCGUGGCCGCCAACAUCAACUUCCCCAGCACCUCCUCCAACAUGCUCCCCUUCAUGGACAUCGUCGUCAACAACACCCUAAAAUGGGCCCAGGAAGGCUGGGGCGGCCACAUCACCGGCAACACCCUCGUCAACGUCUCCCCUUUGCUUACUGUCGAGCAAGCCAACGCCUCCCUGGCGCAGGUGAUCGCCUACGCCGAGGCCAAUGGCGGCUCCGCCUCCAUCGAAGAGUACACCUCGUGGUACCCCUUCUACGAGAAGUACGUGACCACCAGCUCCGUCGCCGUCGGCGUCACCCGCUUCCCGGGCAGCCGGCUGAUCCCGCGCUCUGUCUUUGAGACGGCCGAGGGCCGCGCCAACCUGAUGGACUUCUUCGCGCUUCUCCAGUCGACGGGCCAGACGCCGUACAUCCCUGUUGUGGGGCCGGUGCUGUACAACUACACCGAGGGGUCGACGAGUGCGGCUCCUGCAUGGCGGCAGGCCGUCUGGGAGCUGGGCUCCGGGACUGCGUGGGCGUGGAACAGCACGUUGUCGACCAGGAAGCAGAAGAUCGCGGGGAUCCAGAAUAUGACGGCUGUUAUUGAGGGGAUCACCCCGGGCAGCGGGGCGUACAGCAACGAGGCGAACCCAUUUACGAUCAACUGGCGCGAGGCGUGGUGGGGCGAUAACUAUGACAGGUUGGUGAGUGUGAAGAACAAGUAUGAUCCUCAGGGGUUGUUGAGUUGCUGGAAGUGCAUUGGGUGGGAGGAGUCUGAUGCUGCCACCUCGCCUUUUGCUGCGUUUGUCUAG
Messenger RNA from Aspergillus viridinutans, 1722 nucleotides. Its product is annotated as putative isoamyl alcohol oxidase. Gene Ontology annotation, molecular function: oxidoreductase activity; FAD binding. The transcript has a single exon. The record is from RefSeq and is a predicted model, not a curated record. Lineage: Eukaryota; Fungi; Ascomycota; Eurotiomycetes; Eurotiales; Aspergillaceae. The coding region runs from base 1 to 1722 and encodes 573 amino acids.